GGAAUUCCUCCAAAGAAUUUUCUGGAAGCGGAUACAUGUGAAUUUUCUGCAUGAAGACUCUCAAACUGGAUUACAUAAUAAUAUGCCUGUAUCCUCUGACUCUAUUUGAUCCUUAAAAAUGAUAAGGAUUGUAUAUGAAAUUUAACUUUUUUCUCAUGAGUGAUCUAGACAUGAGUUUACAUCGGCAAAUGGGCUCUGAUCGGGACCUCCAGUCUUCUGCUUCCUCUGUGAGCUUGCCGUCGGUUAAAAAGGCACCAAAGAAAAGAAGAAUUUCCUUGGGCUCGCUUUUUCGGAGAAAAAAAGACACAAAACGCAAGUCUAGAGAUUUAAAUGGAGGUGUUGAUGGAAUUGCAAGUAUUGAAAGUAUUCACUCAGAAAUGUGUACGGACAAGAACUCUAUUUUCUCCACGUGUACCUCUUCUGAUAACGGAACAACCUCUAGCAGCAAACCAAGUGGAGACUUCAUGGAAUGCCCCUUGUGCCUUUUGCGGCACUCCAAGGACAGGUUCCCGGAGAUCAUGACUUGUCACCAUAGAUCCUGUGUGGAUUGCUUGCGUCAGUAUCUCCGGAUAGAAAUCUCUGAGAGCAGAGUUAAUAUUAGCUGUCCAGAAUGCUCAGAACGAUUUAAUCCUCAUGAUAUUCGUUUGAUAUUAAAUGAUGACAUCUUGAUGGAAAAAUAUGAAGAGUUUAUGCUUAGGCGAUGGCUGGUUGCAGAUCCUGAUUGUAGGUGGUGCCCAGCUCCAGACUGCGGAUAUGCUGUGAUCGCUUUUGGAUGUGCCAGCUGUCCUAAACUUACUUGUGGGCGAGAAGGCUGUGGAACUGAGUUUUGCUACCACUGUAAGCAAAUUUGGCAUCCCAACCAGACCUGUGAUGCUGCUCGCCAAGAGAGAGCUCAAAGUCUGCGCCUGAGAACAAUUCGUUCUUCUUCUAUUAGUUACAGCCAGGAAUCUGGAGCAGCAGCUGAUGACAUAAAGCCAUGCCCACGCUGUGCUGCUUAUAUAAUAAAAAUGAAUGAUGGAAGCUGCAAUCAUAUGACUUGUGCUGUCUGUGGCUGUGAAUUCUGUUGGCUAUGUAUGAAAGAGAUCUCGGAUUUACAUUAUUUAAGCCCAUCAGGUUGCACAUUUUGGGGGAAGAAACCAUGGAGCCGUAAGAAGAAAAUCCUGUGGCAACUAGGGACGCUUGUUGGAGCUCCUGUAGGAAUUGCUUUAAUAGCUGGCAUUGCUAUUCCUGCUAUGAUUAUUGGGAUUCCUGUGUAUGUGGGACGUAAGAUUCACAAUCGAUACGAAGGAAAAGACAUUUCAAAGCACAAGCGAAACUUGGCUAUAGCAGGUGGCGUAACCUUAUCUGUAAUUGUUUCUCCAGUUGUAGCUGCAGUAACUGUAGGUAUUGGUGUUCCCAUUAUGCUGGCUUACGUGUAUGGAGUCGUUCCAAUUUCGCUCUGCCGAAGUGGAGGCUGUGGUGUGUCAGCUGGCAAUGGAAAAGGUGUCAGGAUAGAAUUCGAUGAUGAAAAUGAUAUAAAUGUUGGUGGAACAAAUGCAGCUGUAGAUACCACUUCAGUGGCAGAGGCACGUCACAACCCCAGCAUAGGGGAGGGAAGUGUUGGAGGACUGAGGGGCAGCCACAUGGAUAGAAUAGGAGCCAUCCGAGACAACCUGAGCGAGACCGCGAGCACCAUGGCCCUGGCUGGGGCGAGCAUAACAGGGAGCCUCUCGGGAAGUGCCAUGGUGAACUGCUUCAACAGACUGGAAGUACAAGCAGAUGUGCAGAAGGAACGAUACAGUCUGAGUGGAGAAUCUGGCACAGUUAGCUUGGGAACAGUUAGUGACAAUGCCAGUACCAAAGCAAUGGCAGGAUCCAUUCUGAACUCCUACAUCCCUUUGGACAGGGAAGGCAACAGCCUGGAGGUACAAGUGGAUAUCGAAUCGAAGCCAGCCAAGUUCCGACACCACAGCGGCAGCAGCAGUGUGGAGGAUGGCAGCGCCGCCGGGCGCUCCUCCGGCCUGCCCGACGGCAAGGCCGGCACCGCCAAGUGGUCCAAGGACUCUGCAGCAGGGAAAAAGUGCAAAGGUAAGCUGAGAAAGAAGAGUAGCAUGAAGAUUAAUGAGACGAGAGAGGACAUGGAUGCUCAGCUGUUGGAACAGCAAAGCACAAACUCCAGUGAAUUUGACUCUCCUUCUCUUAGCGAUAGUAUUCCAUCCGUAGCAGAUUCGCACUCCAGUCAUUUCUCUGAGUUCAGUUGCUCAGAUAUGGAAAGUAUGAAAACUUCCUGUAGCCAUGGUUCCAGCGACUAUCACUCUCGCUUUGCCACAGUCAGUGUUCUCCCAGAGGUGGAAAAUGAUCGCUUGGAAAACUCUCCACAGCCAAGUGGAAUCCCUGUGCCUGUUCCAACAGCCCCAAGCACUGAUGUUCCACAGCUGAGUUACAUUGCUGAGGAAAGCAUUAAUCAUGGAUCUUCGGCAGAUGUAGAUUUAGGUGUUGGUGAAACACUGAAAGAAACAAACAACAACCAUUCACAGCGUGCUGUGGAACUAAGCACUGCUAUUCAGACUGAAAUUUAA
This is a messenger RNA of Acanthisitta chloris (rifleman), 2558 nucleotides long. It is a transcript of the gene RNF19A, whose product is annotated as ring finger protein 19A, RBR E3 ubiquitin protein ligase. Lineage: Eukaryota; Metazoa; Chordata; Aves; Passeriformes; Acanthisittidae. Gene Ontology annotation, cellular component: cytoplasm; ubiquitin ligase complex. Gene Ontology annotation, biological process: positive regulation of proteasomal ubiquitin-dependent protein catabolic process; ubiquitin-dependent protein catabolic process; protein polyubiquitination. The record is from RefSeq and is a predicted model, not a curated record. Gene Ontology annotation, molecular function: zinc ion binding; ubiquitin conjugating enzyme binding; ubiquitin protein ligase activity.